GGGGCAGGCUGCAGUACUCUGGUUUCUUCUCUCUCCUGCAGCACAGAGGUGCCUGCUGUAGUAGCACCGGUCGGACCCGGUGCGAAGUCGAACGUGCUGCCUGUCUGACAGAGGCAGGGACCGCGGGCGGUUCCCUCCGCAUCCCCGCGGCGGCGGCGCCAGGUGAAAGUAGCUGUGAGAAAUUCUCCCCACGCUUCCUGCUGCUGCGGGCAGCUGUGGCUGCGGGCUCCCGAGUGGCAGCUGUUGCUGCGUGGCAGGGGACGGGCGGCUGCGGGGCAGGGGGCUCUUGGGGCAGAGUUUGUACAGUUGGCUGGAGGCUGCUGCGCUGCCCGGAGAUGGGAAGGCAGAGCCUGCGCUCGGGCAUCCUCCUGUUGGCGGCCCUGCUGUCUCUAAAAGGCGAGAAGCUGCCAAGCUGCGAGGACGCUCGGAAAGUUUUCCAGCUGCUGCAGAUCGGCCCAGCCAAGGGGCUUCCGGAGACCCCGCAGGCAGGGGCUGAUCUUCAAGUUUGUACAUCCAAAAACCUAACAUGUUGUACCAAAAAGAUGGAGGAGAAAUACCAGAUUGUAGUAAAGCAGGAUAUACAACAAGUGCUUCAGACAUCAAGCUCUACUUUAAAGUUUUUAAUAUCUCAUAAUGCAGCUGCUUUUCAAGAAACCUUUGAAAUGCUUAUCACACAGGCUGAGAAUUACACAAGCAUGCUUUUCUGCAACACAUACAGAAACAUGGCUGUUGAGGCUGCUACAGCUGUUCAAGAGUUUUUUACGGAUGUGGGACUCUUUGUAUUUGGCAUAGAUAUUAGUACAGAAGAACUGGUGAACAGAUUUUUUGACACCCUGUUCCCACUAGUCUAUAAUCAUCUGAUUAAUCCUGGUCUGACUGACAUUUCACUGGAAUAUUCAGAAUGCAUUCGAAUGUCACAACGAGAUAUCAGUCCUUUUGGUAAUGUUCCAAAAAUAGCCAUGGGACAAAUGGGGAGAUCAUUGUUAUCCAGUCGUACUUUCUUACAGGCCCUCAAUUUAGGGAUUGAAGUGAUCAAUACAACAGAUCAUUUGCAGUUCUCUAAAGACUGUAGCAGAGUCUUACUACGAAUGCAGUAUUGCCCCCACUGCCAAGGAAUGCCUUUAAGUAAGCCAUGUAUGGGGUAUUGCCUGAAUGUAAUUAGAGGCUGCUUGGCUAACAUGGCAGAAAUUGACCAUCACUGGAGGAGAUAUAUUCAGUCAUUGGAAGAGUUAUCCAGUGCAAUGCAUGGGACAUAUGACAUUGAGCAUGUACUUCUGAACUUUCACUCACUUGUUAAUGAUGCUCUGGCACAAGCUAGGAUCAAUGGACCAAAAGUAAUUGAACAGGUAAACAAGAUAUGUGGUCAUCCUGUGAGAAAGCUGACACUCUCCCCCAGUUAUUCUGAUCAGAACAAAGAUAAUCAAGGGAUGAAGAUGUCUGCAAGAGACCAUGAAGAAACACUGGCCAACAGAAGAAAAGAAUUUAUGAACAGUCUACGGCUGUACAAGACAUUCUAUGGAGGUCUGGCUGAUCAGCUGUGUAUCAGUGAGUUAGCAGCUGCUGAUGGACUAGCAUGUUGGAAUGGUGAAGAUGUUGUAAAAAGCUACACCCACCGUGUGGUUGGCAGUGGAAUCAAAGCUCAGUCUGCGAAUCCAGAAGUAAAAGUGAAAGGAACAGAUCCUGUAAUAAAUCAAAUUAUUGAUAAACUGAAACACAUUAUCCAGCGGUUGCAGGGCAAAUCACUUCCUAAACAUGAGAAGUGGGGUCUACUACAAAUGGGCAGCGGUGGAAGUAUGGAUGAACAAGUCAGUGGAGACUGUGAUGACGAGGAUGGUUGCGGAGGAUCAGGAAGCGGGGAAGUGAAGAGAAUCCUGCAAAUUACUGACUGGAUGCCAGACAAGACAAACCUCAGUGACGUAAAGCAAAUCCAUCAAACAGACGGUGACAGCACUUUAGACACAACUGGAGCAGGAUGUACAGGCACGGUUGCUUAUAUGACAUUUACGCUGAUUAGUGUGGUAACAUUACUUCUCAAUCUUUGGUAAAUGUGCAGCUCUAUCUUGAUAUAAGCAUCUCAUUGCAGUCUGUUUGUUCUCCCGCACAAGCCUGGAAUAAGAGAUUGAAUGUAGCCAUAUUUAUGGUAGCCUGAUCCUAGGUCGAGAUAUUGACAAAAUUGUUUGCUUGUGUAAUAUAUUUUGUAGGGUUUUUUAACACCUGUAUAAUUAACCAAAAUCAUAUUUCUUUUUAGAAUAUUAUGUUACAGAUAUAAUACCAGUAUGUUGAACUUGCUGAACUCUGAACUACUUUUAAAAAAGAGAAACCCAAUUUAACUUCUCAGCAUUUUUGUACUUGAAAAUUCUGUCUCCUUUCUGUUUACAGAAAAAUGUCCCUUACAAGUCUUAAAAACUAGAAUUUGUACAUUGCAUGAGUAAAUGGGUGAAAUUUUAAGCCUAAACUAUUUUCUGUGAAAAAUAAAGGUUACACACCACUAAAACACUUUAAGAAUUUAUGUUAGUUUUGGUCAAUUGUUCAUGUCUUAAAACAAACAAAUGCCAAAAAAGUCAAAAUGUUUCAUUUUGCCCUUUGCAAAACAAAACAUUUAGAUUUUUUUCAUUCAGACUGACUACCUGUUUUGAAAUUUCCUUCAAAUUUAUUUAAAAAAAAAUCAAAAUUCAAAAUCAAAAUGAAAUAUUUUGUUUUGGGUACAACAAAACGUUUGACCCCAAAAUCAUUUGCACAGUUCUACUGACAAAAAGAAAUACAUAUUAUAAACAGAUAAAACUAAUUUGCGAGGGGUUUCUUUUAAUACAUCAGGAAAAUUAGAUAUUAUGCAAUACUUGUGGGUGUGUAGGUACACAUGAUUCCAUCUUGGCCAGAGAUAACAGCAAAUUCUCAUGCCAUAUGGAGAUGAUGGAAUCUGGAAUGUUGUAUAGUACUGAAUGUGUAUUGUAUAGUUCUGUUACCAGUCACUAAUUACAUGUUCAUAUUUGAUUAUGUUAAUUGUGACUGAUUCAUAUCCCAUUGUAUCCAGAAUGUCUUCAAAAAUAUUAUCUUGUUUCCUUCCUUUGCAAAUAUAUAUAUUUAGAACUGUAUGCACAUACUGUACUUAGAAGUCUUCCUCGUCUGUAAAAAUACAUUUUAUAUUAGACUAUAUAUAGAAUAUAAAGACGGAUAUAGAAAUAUUGUGGUUCCUAAAUGAAUAACAUACAGGUAAACAGAAACUGUGUUUAAAAAAACCCAGCCCAACAUUGCUAAAAGCAGCUGAAUGCCCAGGCGUCAUUAGUAGACAUACCAGCCUAUGUGUACAUUUAGUCUGCCUACUGUUCCAUCUAGUCCAGCAUACUGUCUCUAAGAGUGGCCAGUACCAGAUGCUUCAGAGGAAAUUGAAAGAAAUCCCAGAGUAAGCAGUUCAGAAAUAACCUCUCCAUAGGGAAAGAUUUCUACUAAUAUCCAUUAGUUUAAAGCUGACGUACAUCUGGAAGCACUUUUUCUAUUCCAAACUGUGGUUGUUGCUGCUCUUUUAAUCCUUACUACUGUGACUGGAGCAGGUAUAAUUUUCAAAAACACCUCAGAAAUCCAUUUUCAAGUAGUUUGCGCCCUUAGGAAGUUUUGAACAUUUUACCCAUUGUCCAUGUAAACAUCCAGCCCUUUUCUGAAUCCUGCUAAACUAAGGCCCAGUUAUAUCUCGUGGUUUUGCAGAGUGGAUUUUUUAAAAUAAUCUUUUUGUAUUUAAAAAAACAAACAAGGAGUCUUUGUGACACCUUAGAGACUAACAAAUUUAUUUGCGCAUAAGCUUUCGUGGGCUAGAACCCACUUCACGGCUACCACUCUGAAACCUGUUUUUGUAUUUUGUAACUUGUGAAACUUAAACUGAGGAUGCUAAAAAUACCAUCCCUGUAGGUAGAUAAUCCAUAUGUUAUUAUAGCACUGGGUAUCAAGACCAUUAGACAGUGCAUACUGGAGUGUCUCACUACAAGUGAGAAGUUGGUGAGCAGUAGGUGUGAGACAGGUUUAUGGAGCAGCUAUUUUUAGACGAGAAGAGGAUGGUAUGGGAAAUUGCAUUAUUUAUUUGUAUCACAAUAUACUACAACAACAAAAUUUAAAUAGAUGGACACAUUUUACAAAAUGUCUGACGGCCUUACUUAGUAAAAGUUCAGCUAUUUUUCUUGAACUUUUUUUUAAAAAUCACCUUUAAAUGGAGUUGCCAUUUGAAAGAAAGAAUUAAAAUGCACUAUUUCUCAUGCAACAAUGUUUUCCUAGCACUUGAAUAAAUAUUUAAGGUGUCAUCUUUCCUGAGUGUCAUCACUGAAGUUGGUUCGGGUGCAUUUACUUCUUUAGGAAGCAGGUAGUGUUGGUGUUUUGCAAAUGCCACGUAAUAAAAGAUGAAUCAUAACUGCAGCCACAUAACAGGUAGCGAUAAAUAUAUAAUACUCUUUUUUUUCUGAAUAUGCCAAAUUUAAUGUUAACAAUUCCAUAGCACCUCUUUAGAAGUAUAGAUUAAAAAGUAGAAGAAACAACUCUUGAGAGUUAGAUGGUUGCUUUGUUUUAUUUUUAAAGUGCAGUUUUACUUUGCAAAUCACUAUGUAAAAGUAUCUUCUUACUCAGCAGAUCCUGCACUGUGUGUUCAGAAUCAUAUCUGCUGAAAAUGGUAAAAAAAAGUGUUUUACUACUUAUAUUAUACUACUGCUAGAGAGGCAAUGUAGCUCUGGAACAAGGAGCUGAGUUCUAUUCUUGCUUGCAAAUCUUCCACACUUUAUUAACAUAAUUCCAAUUACAGACUCUUCAUACUGGUGAUGCGUGAGCCAAAAAGAGCCCAGCUUGACUUUCAGAUCUGAUACUGAGUUUGCAUGCCUGGCACUGAAACAAAAAAAUUUUUUUUUUAAAUUUAGAAACAGAACAUACUUGAUGAGGAAAUUGGAAAGAGAGAACAUGUAGCACCCGAUGAAGCCAUUUUUACAAAAUCAUGUUUCAGAGAACAAUCACACCUUAAAGAGUAGAUUGCUAUAGACAGCUAUGCAUUGGUAAAAACAUUAUUUUUAAUGUUUAAACUGUAUUUUCAAAACACUGAAAGUACUAGUAAUAUGUGCAUAGGUGAAAUUCUGCUUUCAUUUACAUUCAUGAAACCCUACUGAAGUCUUUUAAUACAUUUAACAUAUCAAGAUUAUUUCUUGUGACAGUACAGACAAUCACAAAUUGUAUUUAUCUACUUCAGAACAUUCUAUGUGUACCAUACAAAAAAAUAAAGUUAUGACAUUUAUAUUGUCAACCUUAGAUUUAUUACUCUUAAAGAAAAAACAAACAAUUUAUUCAUUUUUCCAUUUCAAAGUGUCCAUUUAUCUGACUGGCUUUGAGACUUUCAGCAUGUCAGCAAAUUCACGGCAUUUUUUAAAAAAUGAAUGGAAAGAUUUGGAGAGGUGGAAAAGAAGCUAAAUCAUUAACCAAAUAUGUAUGUAGAGUUACAAAUUAAUACUUAGUUCAACCAAAUAUUUGGGAAUAAGUUCCUCAUUUAUUUGCUUGCCAAGGCUUGUCUCAAAAAUUCUAUGUUUUCCUUAGAACACCUUAUAAAAAGAGUAACACCUAAAACAGUGCAGGGUUUGGAGCAGUUAUGGGGAAUUCUGGACUCGAGCAGUUUAAAAAUCUGGCCCUUGUGUACCUUCACUUAUACAAGCUCAUUCAUUAAAGGUGGACCAGAUAACUUUUUAAGUUAUAUAGGCACCUAGUGGGAUUUUCACUAGACACUUUUGAAAAUCCAACUAGUCACCUAUCUGCAUCUUUAGAUGCCUGAAUUCCUUUAAGAAUCUGCCCUACAAGGGACCAUGCUACAGAAUGUGAUUAGGUGUAUUGGUUGAACAUAAAUUGCUAUCUAUUCUGACUUUACAUGGGUUAAAGUAACGCGUCAGUAUGUCUCAUUCAGACAUUGGCUAAACCACUAUACCACUAAUUCAGCUGCAGUGGCAGUGAAGUACUUAAGCAGAUUUGUGGAUGCUUUUACAGCCCAGAGAACAGACUAAAAGGUGCAUGUGGCAUGGGAGUUGGUGAGAUUGGAACAUGUGGUUUUAUGAGGGUUAAGUGAUUAAGGUUUCUAAAGGGCUUUGAUAUCUUCAAAUAGAGCCUAUAGCAGUGAAAAUUAUUAUUAAUUAUUAUUAUUAUAAUAAUAAUGGUGUUUUCCUCUUUCUCAUCUUUUCCUGGCAGAUCCUAUGAAACAGACACAAAAACACACAUUUAUACGCUUACUGAUUUUUUGCUGCACGGGUUGAUAGUGUAUAGAAUAGGUUCUAUAUGCUCCUGUGAACUUUAUGCACUUUCAAAAGCUGUAUAAUAACUGUGCCUGAAUAGAGUCCAUAGGAAAUUGAAGCAAAUGCACAAGCUGAUUAAAAAAACAAACAGAUUCUGUCUUGGGAGGAAUCAGUUAUUCCAUAGGAUACCCUUUCCUGGACACCUGUUAUGCUCAACUUUUCUUCUGUUGUUUCUUACAUGUAAAAAUGCAUAUUCCAGUCAUGAUUGCCUGCAUUACAAAAGUCUGACUGACAGUUGGGAAAUUGAGACAAAAACCAGUUAUUUUCUUAGUGUGCUGCUUUCUCUUCAGUUUGUCUUGGUUUUAGAUUAUAAAUAUUAUUUUAAAGAAGAACUGCAUCUCUUAAGACUUUAUGAUGAUUACAUAUGGGCAGGUUAUAAAGAUCAGCUCUUCUGUGAUUACAGGCAACACAAAUGAUUAAAUAACUUCAUGCAUCCCCAUCAAAUUUCACCUACCCAAAUUCCUUCACCUAUCUUCUUUCCUCUCAUGGUUCUCUACUCUGAUGACCACUUUGACCCCCACUGCGAAUGGUAGCUAUUAUAUGGGACAGUUCAUGGUGUGUACAUAUCACAAUUCAUUAAUCACAGUGAAUGCCUUCUGGGUUGUUUUCCCUACAGGGCAACUCAUGCUAACAGUAAUGGACCCCACACAUGCUUGUAUACAGCUAAUCCUAGAAGUUUAUGGCACUAAGAAUCAACCUAUGGGUUCUCAGCUGUCACAGACACCAUGAAGGGAAGGUAGAGAAUAACACCAAUCUAUGGAAAGAAGAAAGGAGGAGAAGAUCCUAGGGGGAGGAAAAGCCCAUAAAUUCACAGUUUACCCCAGAUGUUUAAUCUGUGUAUAUGGGGAAAGUGGGUAAGAUGAAUCUAUAGAAAUACACUGCACAUAACAAAUAGUGGCUUGGCUCUCAAAAGCCCUUUUAAUUACAGCUCUGUACCGAUCUGGGCUAAGAAACAGAGCCACCCCGUAACAAAGCUGUGUGAGAUACUUUCAACAAAACUGGAAUUCAUGCAAAAUUCAUCUGCCUUCAUGUUUCAUUAGACUUGAAACUCAAACCAUGUUAUUUAAAAGGUUUACUAAGGUUCACAAAGUUGGGCGCUGUUCCUGGGGAGCCUACUGCCUUUUUUGAGCAAUGCUGGGUCCUGUUUCAAAUUUAAUUGGCUGUAUUAUGGUGUAAAAAGCAAAUCAUGUGAAAUGCUGUGGUUUAGCAGGUGAAUCCAUCUGACAUGCACUAGCUUCAUCAGAGGUUUUCUUUGAAGUUUGUGGUUCAUUUAAUUCACACCCCCAAGGGAUCAGAGAAAAAUACUUGCAUGAACCACUACAAAAAUGAAACUGCUGAAUUUCAAACAAGUCUACUUAAUUUUAUCCUGUAGCAGUAAGUUCCACAGAUAAAUUACACAUUGAAUAAAAAGGUAUUUUCUUGUCUCCAUUUAAAUUUGGUGGUCUUUUAAUUUCACCAGUUGUCUCCUUUGUUCUUGUAGUAUGAGAAAAGGUAAACUAGAGAAACUGGCUAGUCAUAGGUAUAUACUUUUUUUAACAUAUAUUCACCUUCCCUAAUCCUUUCCAUACUAGUGUUUAAUCUCAUUCCCCAUAACCCAGCAUGUAGCUCAUCCUUUUUAUAGACCUUCUCUGGAAUUUAAACAUUUAUUUUAACAUAGCAUUUGGUGGGUGAAUUUGUUACUUUUCCAUUAUCUCACAUAGCAAUAGUUAGAGACUAACAUCUUCGCUUAGUUCUGUUACAAUUGGAAUUAUAGUGUUUAUGAAUGUCAUUUACACCAUCUAACAAAAAGAAAUCAUGUUCAAGAACUUGUUCAAACAGGCAUGAAUAGGCAUGUGUUAAUAUGCCAGCAAAUGUCACCAAUAAACUGUGUGAUUCUUUUUGCAUUUUGGAUUUAGCAUUA
This is a messenger RNA of Caretta caretta (loggerhead turtle), 8196 nucleotides long. It is a transcript of the gene GPC5, whose product is annotated as glypican 5. Lineage: Eukaryota; Metazoa; Chordata; Testudines; Cheloniidae. The record is from RefSeq and is a predicted model, not a curated record. Gene Ontology annotation, biological process: positive regulation of canonical Wnt signaling pathway; regulation of protein localization to membrane; cell migration. Gene Ontology annotation, cellular component: extracellular region; cell surface; plasma membrane.